UCUCCUUGGAUUUUUUAAAAACCCAUUUUACAGAGAGGUUGCUACUGCAGCAACACGUGUUGGUUUAGCUUUGUGUGCUUCUUCUGACGCACAAACUCAGGGCCUUUUCCAGCAGAGUUUGUUGUGAGAUCACAGGUCGGGAGGAUGACCGCUCGAGUGGAUUUCUCGUUGAUUGCUGCUUUGUUGUAUCUGUUUGGAUACUUGAGCAUCACUCAUGCUAUUCAAAGACGUAACACAGUGGAUGGUUUUUGUCCGGCGACGCUGACGUUUGUGCCGGCCCGUCGAGGAUGUUCUUCUGAUGAAGACUGCCCUGGAGGACACAAAUGCUGUCGAUUUGACUGUGGGCCUGUUUGUGUGCUGCCUGUUUUCAUGAAGCCGGGUCAGUGUCCCCUACCAGAGAUGAUUCCACUGUGUGCUGAAAGCUGUUUCCAUGAUGCCCAGUGUCCUGCCACACAGAAGUGUUGCCCAACCACCGGUGGCUUUGCAUGCAGUGAACCACGUGGUCCGGGAAGAGGUCAGAUGAGCUGUCAGGGACAUGGACCGGGUCAGGGACAAGGUCAGGGUCAGGGACAAGGUCAGGGACAGGGCCAGGGUCAGGGCAAGGGCCAGGGAAGCGGCCAGGGUCAGGGACAAGGCCAGGGAAGCGGCCAGGGACAAGGCCAGGGAAGCGGUCAGGGACAGGGCCAGGGAAGCGGUCAGGGACAGGGCCAGGGAAGCGGUCAGGGACAGGGCCAGGGAAGCGGUCAGGGACAGGGCCAGGGAAGCGGUCAGGGACAGGGCCAGGGAAGCGGUCAGGGUCAGGGACAAGGUCAGGGACAGGGCCAGGGUCAGGGCAAGGGCCAGGGAAGCGGCCAGGGUCAGGGACAGGGCCAGGGAAGCGGCCAGGGUCAGGGACAGGGCCAGGGAAGCGGCCAGGGUCAGGGACAGGGCCAGGGAAGCGGCCAGGGUCAGGGACAGGGCCAGGGAAGCGGUCAGGGUCAGGGACAGGGACAGGGUCAGGGACAGGGCCAGGGAAGCGGUCAGGGACAAGGCCAGGGAAGCGGCCGGGGACAGGGUCAGGGACAAGGCCGGGGACAGGGUCAGGGACAAGGCCAGGGAAGCGGUCGGGGACAGGGUCAGGGGCAAGGCCAGGGUCAGGGGCAAGGCCAGGGUCAGGGGCAAGGCCAGGGUCAGGGACAAGGCCAGGGAAGCGGUCGGGGACAAGGCCAGGGUCAGGGACAAGGACAGGGAAGCGGACAGGGUCAGGGACAAGGCCAGGGAAGCGGCCGGGGUCAAGGACAGGGUCAGGGACAAGGCCAGGGAAGCGGUCAGGGACAAGGCCAGGGAAGCGGUCAGGGAAGCGGUCAGGGACAAGGCCAGGGUCAGGGACAAGGCCAGGGAAGCGGUCAGGGACAGGGUCAGGGACAAGGCCAGGGGGACAAGGACAAGGCCAGGGAAGGUGCGUGA
Messenger RNA from Carassius carassius (crucian carp), 1446 nucleotides. RefSeq names its product putative per-hexamer repeat protein 5. NCBI's taxonomy places the organism in Eukaryota, Metazoa, Chordata, Actinopteri, Cypriniformes, Cyprinidae. The transcript is spliced from 6 exons. Gene Ontology annotation, molecular function: peptidase inhibitor activity. The record is from RefSeq and is a predicted model, not a curated record. Gene Ontology annotation, cellular component: extracellular region. The coding region runs from base 145 to 1446 and encodes 433 amino acids.